UCUCUCUCUCCAUAACAACAACAACAACAACAACAUGCAUUUCAAUUAGAACCCACAUUUCGAUUUACAAUUUCGCUACCAUUUUUAUUUUUCUCUGCCAAAUUAUGGAACCUUCCAUUUUCUUCUUCCUCCUCAUCUCUAUCUUCAUUGACUUCACUCUCUCUCUCACCCCAGACGGCCUCUCCCUCCUCUCUCUAAAAUCAGCCGUCGAACAGCCAUCCGACGGCUCCGCUUUCUCCGACUGGCUCGACACCGACGACACCCCCUGCCGCUGGACCGGUAUUUCCUGCAUGAACGUCACCGGCUUCCCGGACCCCCGCGUUGUCGGAAUCGCGCUCUCUGGCAAGAAUCUCCGCGGGUAUAUUCCGUCCGAGCUCGGAACCCUAGUCUAUCUCCGGCGGCUCAACCUCCACAGCAAUAACUUCCACGGCUCUAUCCCUUCCCAGCUCUUCAACGCCACCUCACUCCACAGCAUCUUCCUCUACGGUAACAACCUCUCUGGUUCGCUCCCUCCCUCGAUCUGCAACCUCCCCCGCCUCCAGAACCUCGACCUCUCCAACAACUCUCUCUCCGGUUCGCUCCAAGCAGAGUACUUGAAGAACUGCAAGCAACUGCAGCGGUUGAUUCUCGCGAGGAACAGAUUCAGCGGCGAUAUUCCGGCGGGAAUUUGGUCCGAUAUGGAGAAUCUAAUCCAAUUAGACCUCUCCUCGAACGAGUUCACCGGAUCGGUACCGGAGGAUUUCGGCGAGUUGAAGUCCCUGUCCGGUACCCUCAACCUCUCGUACAAUCACUUAUCGGGCAAGAUUCCGAAAUCUCUCGGCAAUUUACCCGUGACGGUGAGUUUCGAUCUCCGAAACAAUAACUUGAGCGGGGAAAUUCCCCAAACAGGGUCGUUUUCGAAUCAGGGGCCUACUGCGUUUCUGAACAAUCCUCUGCUAUGCGGGUUUCCGAUUCAGAAAACUUGUAAGAACCCGGGGCAGAGCUCCCCGGGUAAUCCGAAUUCGGGACCGGGAUCCGAAAACGGUCCGAGAAAGGGUUUGAGUCCAGGUUUGAUUAUCUUAAUAUCGGUGGCUGACGCUGCGGGAGUGGCGUUUAUUGGGCUAGUCGUUGUUUACAUCUAUUGGAAAAGAAAAGAUAAUUCGAGCGGCUGUAGCUGUACAGGGAAGAGUAAAUUUGGAGGGAACGAGAAGCUUCAUCUCUGUUCUUGCGCUUGCAUCAAUGGCGGGUUUGGGAACGAGGAUUCGGAACAGGGCGACCCAGAAAAAGCAGAGAGGGGAAAGGGGGAGGGAGAUCUCGUGGCCAUUGAUAAAGGGUUCACGUUUGAGCUCGACGAGCUUCUGAGAGCUUCGGCUUAUGUGCUGGGCAAGAGCGGGUUGGGGAUCGUGUACAAAGUGGUGCUCGGCAAUGGCAUCCCUGUGGCUGUGAGGAGAUUGGGUGAGGGCGGUGAUCAGAGGUACAAGGAGUUUGCGGCCGAGGUUCAGGCGAUUGGGAGAGUGAAACAUCCGAAUGUUGUGAAAUUGAGAGCUUAUUAUUGGGCUCCGGAUGAGAAGCUUCUGAUCAGUGAUUUCAUUUCUCAUGGCAACUUGGCCUCUGCUCUUCGCGGGAGAAAUGGCCAGUUAUCAUCAUGCCUCUCAUGGACCACGAGGCUAAAAAUCGCCAAGGGAACAGCCCGGGGCUUGGCCUACCUCCACGAAUGCAGCCCAAGAAAGUUUGUGCACGGAGACAUCAAACCCUCCAAUAUUCUUCUUGACAAUGAAUCUCAAGCCUACAUUUCCGAUUUUGGACUCAACAAACUGAUAACCAUCACAGGCAACAACCCCUCCUCAGGUGGCUUCAUGGGUGGAGCUCUGCCUUACCUAAAAUCAGUCCCAACAGAGCGAUCAAACAACUACCGUGCCCCGGAGGCCCGAGUCCCGGGCAACAAACCCACCCAAAAAUGGGACGUGUAUUCGUUUGGAGUUGUGUUGCUUGAAUUGCUCACUGGAAAGUCCCCCGAGCUCUCUCCGACCACAUCAACUUCCGUCGAAGUCCCAGACUUGGUGAGGUGGGUGAGGAAAGGGUUUGAGGACGAAAACCCUUUGUCAGAUAUGGUAGACCCUAUGUUGCUUCAAGAAGUGCAUGCCAAGAAAGAGGUGCUAGCAGCCUUUCAUGUAGCGCUUGCAUGUACUGAGACAGAUCCUGAGGUUAGGCCCAGGAUGAAAACUGUCUCUGAAAAUCUUGAAAGGGUUGGGACGUGAGAGAAUUUAAUGGUUCUUGUUUGGAUCCACAUUUAUAUAUAGCCAAGAAAUUCCCACAUUCACCU
Molecule: messenger RNA, 2302 nt
Organism: Prunus avium (sweet cherry)
Lineage: Eukaryota; Viridiplantae; Streptophyta; Magnoliopsida; Rosales; Rosaceae
Product: Leucine-rich repeat protein kinase family protein
Biological process (GO): protein phosphorylation
Molecular function (GO): protein kinase activity; protein binding; ATP binding
Source: RefSeq, a predicted model, not a curated record